AUGGGAUCUCUCUUAGCAAAAUUAAGAUCGCUCUUCUCAAGGAAAAUGGAAAUGGUCAUCGUUGGGCUUGAAAACUCUGGAAAAACCACUUUUAUCAACCAGCUCUCAUCAGGAAGUCCCGGACAAACAGUCCCAACAAUUGGAUUAAAUGUAAGGACAGUCCAACAAGGAAAUUUAACCAUCAAGGCUUGGGAUCUUGGAGGACAAGUUCAAUAUAGAACUGAAUGAGCUCGGUAUGCAAGAGGAACCAACGUGAUUGUGUUUUUAGUCGAUGCGUCUGCAUCUCAAUUGAUUUCAUUAUCAAGAAAAGAGCUUCAUAUGAUGCUGGAAGACAGAGAACUUGUAGGGAUCCCACUGCUGAUUUUAGCUAAUAAGAUUGAUAUAAAUCCGCAUAUGAGUGAGCCAGAAAUUAUACAAGGGUUGAAUUUAGAUUAUGUGAUUGACAAUCCUUGACUUGUAAUUUCGAUUAGUGCAAUGAGAGGAACAAAUAUAGAGAGGGUUGUGGAUUGGUUACUUGGGAGGGGCAAGGAGUCCUAG
Molecule: messenger RNA, 537 nt
Organism: Blepharisma stoltei
Lineage: Eukaryota; Ciliophora; Heterotrichea; Heterotrichida; Blepharismidae
Source: the annotation of a GenBank genome assembly